AAAGAGAUUAACAAACAAGGGAAAGAGGUUAUGUAUGACUAUGAAGACAGAAUAAACCAAGCUGUAUUUCCUGGACUGCAAGGUGGUCCACAUAAUCACACAAUAACGGGUCUAGCAGUUGCUCUGAAGCAGGCUAGAACACCUGAGUAUAAGGCCUACCAGGAUCAAGUUCUCCGUAAUUGCUCAAAGUUUGCUGAGACUUUGCUAGCAAAAGGAUAUGAUUUAGUGUCUGGAGGCACUGACAAUCAUUUAGUUUUGGUGAAUCUGAAAAACAAGGGAAUAGAUGGAUCGAGAGUGGAAAAAGUAUUAGAAUCAGUACAUAUUGCAGCAAACAAGAAUACAGUUCCUGGUGAUGUUUCUGCCAUGGUUCCAGGUGGCAUCCAUAUGGGUAAGGCUCUUGAAGGAACACUGAAAGAAGUAACGUGUUAGUAUGUCGAAAAAGUAGUAAAUGUGCAUGCUUU
Camelina sativa (false flax) is the source of this 461-nucleotide messenger RNA. The record is from RefSeq and is a predicted model, not a curated record. NCBI's taxonomy places the organism in Eukaryota, Viridiplantae, Streptophyta, Magnoliopsida, Brassicales, Brassicaceae.